Messenger RNA from Aspergillus heteromorphus CBS 117.55, 3743 nucleotides. Its product is annotated as putative SNF2 family helicase/ATPase. Gene Ontology annotation, molecular function: ATP binding; ATP-dependent chromatin remodeler activity. The coding region runs from base 269 to 3631 and encodes 1120 amino acids. NCBI's taxonomy places the organism in Eukaryota, Fungi, Ascomycota, Eurotiomycetes, Eurotiales, Aspergillaceae. The transcript has 3 exons. The record is from RefSeq and is a predicted model, not a curated record. Gene Ontology annotation, cellular component: cytoplasm.
CACCCCUCCCACUAACUACUCCAGAUUCUGACAGCUCUAGCCUACUUUGCCAUGCUAUGACCGGACAAUAGAAAAAAAAAACAUUCCCACUUCAGCCUCGUUGGCGACGCCAAAGAAUCGACAGACUCACCCAUACUAGACACUCGACUCAAGAACAUACCCCUCCUGAGCCACCAGAUACCCCUCACUGCUUCGCGGGGUACAGUCGAUAGAACCACCAUCACCUAGCCUUAGACGAAGCUUCAUCAGCAAGCACAGAUAAUCCACCAUGGCCAAAGAAAGCGAUGCCCCGAUAGAUCCUUUCACCCCUCGCAAGCCCGCCGACCACCACCGUCGACCCAUCUCACACCAGCCCGAGUUCGGAAAGCCGUCACCUAUUCGCCCAGUGCACCAUCAGAGCUACCACUCGAGCAACCCCUUCAACGUUCCGAAGCCAAACCAGCCGCGACUGGAACAUCAUCGGGCGCAACCCCGGCCCCCAAACCCUGCACAUCAUCAUAUUGCCUCGCAAUACCGGCCCCCUACAACUCCAGGCCCCGCUGGCGUGUCGACCCCGCGACGGGAGGCAUUCGACCCGUUCAAGCCUGUGAGACCCUCCGCCUACAACAACAACCGUCACGCGCGUCCCGUCAACGAUGAUGUGGUGGAAAUCCGCCGUCCUGAGAAUUUCACGUUCAAUACGCCUCGGGCUCCUAAGACAUUCUACACCUCGAAGCCCUCCGCCAUCAAGAUGAACAAUGCGUCAAAGAACUUGAGGAACUUUGUCGAUCUGACGGGCUCGGGCGGGUUUACCCCAAGCGCAUCAUCUCGUAAUACGGGAUUCGGCUCCAUGGAUGUGAACGGUUAUGUCGAUACGGCCAAGGCGAAUGAGAACAUCAAGGCUCUCCUGGAAGGAGCAUUCGAAGAUGAAGAUGAAAAGAAGCCCAAAUCUAAGGGCAAGAAGAAGAGCAAAAAGAACAAGAAGAAUAACAAGGAAAAGAAGCAGAAGGACGAAGACAAAAAGGCGGAUGCUGACAUCGACGAUCUAGCGGCGCAGCUGGGUGGUGUGACCGUGAAGGAGUCCGAUGUUGCGGAUGAAAGCGAUGAGGAAGAGUUAAACUCUCCUAUCAAAGAAACCGUCAAGAAGCCAGAUGCUGAAGAGGUUACCAAGAAGGAGGAUGGUAGCGAAGCCGAGUCCGAAAAUGAAGAUGACGAAGAGGAGGAAGAGGAGGAGGAGGAAGAUGACGGUACAGUAGAAGGCUUGAAGGUCAAACUGCUGCCUCACCAACGGGAAGGUGUUAACUGGAUGUGCGACAAAGAGACCGGCCGGAGGAGGACGAAGGGAGUACUUCCGAAGGGUGGAAUCCUAGCAGACGACAUGGGUCUCGGAAAGACUGUUCAGGCCAUUGCUCUGUUGCUCUCCAACCAGAAGCCCGCAAGCGGUCUCAGACGACCCAAGUCUGACGAUGAGGAGGAGAACAGCGAUGAAGACGAAGACGAGGAUGAAGAAGAUGACCGCAAACUCCCACCCGGUCUGAGCAGCUCGACUCUAGUUGUUGCUCCCCUGGCUCUCAUCAAGCAGUGGGAGUCGGAGAUCAUGACCAAGGUCGAAACCUCUCACAGGAUGCGCGUGCUCGUCUACCACGGCAAUGCGCGAGCGAAAGCGACGGACAAUCUGGAGGACUACGAUGUGGUCAUUACCACGUAUGGUACAUUGACUUCGGAGCACGGAGCUAUGGAUAAGAACAAGAAGAAGUCUGGACUUUUCUCCGUCUACUGGUACCGGAUUAUCCUGGAUGAAGCGCACACCAUCAAGAAUCGGAACGCAAAGGCAACCCAGUCUGCAUGCGCUCUGGAUGCCGAGUACCGGUGGUGUCUUUCUGGAACGCCAAUGCAAAACAACCUGGACGAACUACAGAGUCUGAUCAAAUUCCUCCGGAUCAAGCCGUUCAACGACCUGGCAGCCUGGAGGGAGCAAAUCAUGAAGCCUCUGGCCAACGGCCGCGGGGGUCUUGCCAUUGAGCGCCUGCAGGUUUAUCUCAAGAUCUUCAUGAAGCGGAGAACUAAGGAUGUCCUGAGGGAAAAUGCCGACACCAAGCCCGGUGAAGACGGGAAGAAGAAGAAGUCCAACGGCUUCCACAUCGUGAAGCGAGAAGUCAUCAAGGUAGAGGCGGAGUUCAUGCCGGGAGAAAUGAACUUCUACCAACGCCUAGAACAACGGACAGAGAACAGUCUCGAGAAGAUGAUGGGUGGUGAGAAGGUCGACUACGCUGGAGCGUUGGUCUUGCUCUUGCGUCUUCGGCAAUCUUGCAACCACCCGGAUCUGGUCAAGAGCGAUCUCGCCAAGGACAAAGACGUUCUCUUGCAGAACGGAGCCUCCAGUCAAUCGUCUGCCAAGAACGAUGAGCUGGACAGCAUGGCAGACCUUUUCGGAGCCCUGAGUGUUGUGACGAAGAAGUGCGACAUCUGUCAAAUGGAACUCGGCAAAGAAGAGGCAACCGGUGGCAGCAGUAGGUGCAAGGAAUGCGAGGAGGCUCUGAACACCGACUUGACGAAUACCGAACGCAAGAAGAAACAGAAUAAGAAGGACGAGAAGUUGUAUAUUGACCUCACGGAAUCGCCCUCAGCCCGCCGAAGCGAGGCGCAGAUUGCUCGAUCCCGACGGAACCGAAGAGUUAUCGAUGAUAGCGACGACGAUGAAGAUGAGGAUGGCGAGUGGCUCGUCCCAGAAGACCAGCGUGGGGCGUCCAAUCUUGGAAGGGCCGGAGGCAGCGAUGACGAGGAUGCAGAGGGAGGUGGCGAAUGGCUCAACGAGGACGAUUCCGACACUGAUGACGAAGGUCCGGAGUCGCCAUCCCGCAAGCCAACCAGUAUCAAGAAGCAGACGUUCGACACGGACUCCGAGGAUGAGGACAUCUACUUGAACCCCGGCGAGGGCGAGGACGCGGUGCUCCCAUCAACGAAGAUCCGACACCUAAUGAAGGUCCUCCGACGCGAAUCCGCUGAUUACAAGUUCAUCGUCUUCUCCGUCUUCACCUCAAUGCUUGACAAGAUCGAACCCUUCCUGAAACGCGCUGGUAUCGGAUUCGCACGGUACGACGGAAGCAUGCGGAACGACCUCAGAGAAGCCAGUCUCAACAAGCUCCGAAACAACAGCGGCACAAGGGUCCUUCUUUGCAGUCUACGUGCCGGUGCACUGGGUCUUAACCUUACCGCCGCCAGUCGUGUGGUCAUCCUCGAGCCAUUCUGGAACCCUUUCGUCGAAGAACAAGCCAUCGACCGAGUCCACCGCCUGAACCAGACCGUCGACGUCAAGAUCUACAAGAUGAUCAUCAAAGGCACCGUGGAGGAGCGUAUUAUCGACCUGCAGGACCGCAAGCGAGAACUAGCCAACAUGACCAUCGAGGGCAAGACUGCCGUCGGCAAACUCACCAUGAAGGACAUGAUGGCUCUGUUCGGUAAAGACGCCGAAUCACGAUACACCGGCGAACGCGAUCUGGAUCUCACCCAGACCACCAAGCUACUGACCUCCGGCACCGAUAGCCCCCGCCCGGCCUCCCCGUCUAAAGGCGAGUCGCGUGAUCGAUCCCAUCCGCAGGGAAAGCCACGCGCCCCUCGAUCGGAGGAUAGUGUGUACGGCAGACGGUGGUAAGCGUGGGUGUUGGACUGCGAAAUGGACGGAUGGGUCUGUGGCAUUGGUCUGGACAUAAUUCCUUUCUUUAUUUCUUUAUUUCGGGGUUUAUUUUUCGGUUACAUACAUACCU